Sapajus apella (tufted capuchin) is the source of this 2013-nucleotide messenger RNA. RefSeq names its product solute carrier family 2 member 10 (gene SLC2A10). Gene Ontology annotation, cellular component: membrane. Bases 108 to 1727 code for a protein of 539 amino acids. Gene Ontology annotation, molecular function: transmembrane transporter activity. The record is from RefSeq and is a predicted model, not a curated record. Lineage: Eukaryota; Metazoa; Chordata; Mammalia; Primates; Cebidae. The transcript has 5 exons. Gene Ontology annotation, biological process: transmembrane transport.
GGGCCGGAAAGUUUGUCCCGCGGCGGCGGCGGCGUUGGGGACUCCGGCCCGGGGGAUGCGCGCCCGGCCCUCCAGCGCCCCCAGCACGCCGCGGAGUCCCGUUCGCCAUGGGCCGCCCCCCACCUGUCCUGACCUUGUGUGCCUCUGUGUCUUUGCUGGGUGGCCUGACCUUUGGUUAUGAACUGGCAGUCAUAUCAGGUGCCCUGCUGCCACUGCAGCUUGACUUUGGGCUAAGCUGCUUGGAGCAGGAGCUCCUGGUCGGCAGCCUGCUCCUGGGGGCUCUCCUUGCCUCCCUGGUCGGGGGCUUCCUCAUUGACUGCUAUGGCAGGAAACAAGCCAUCCUUGGGAGCAACUUGGUGCUGCUGGCAGGCAGCCUGAGCCUGGGCCUGGCUGGUUCCCUGGCCUGGCUGGUCCUGGGCCGCUCUGUGGUUGGCUUCGCCAUCUCCCUCUCCUCCAUGGCCUGCUGUAUCUACGUGUCAGAGCUGGUGGGGCCACGGCAGCGGGGAGUGCUGGUGUCCCUCUAUGAGGCAGGGAUCACCGUGGGCAUCCUGCUCUCCUAUGCCCUCAACUAUGCACUGGCUGGUGUCCCCUGGGGAUGGAGGCACAUGUUCGGCUGGGCCACUGCACCUGCUGUCCUGCAGUCCCUCAGCCUCCUUUUCCUCCCGGCUGAUGCAGAUGAGACUGCAGCACACAAGGACCUCAUCCCACUCCAGGGAGGUGAGACCCCCAGGCUGGGCCUGGGAAGGCCACGGUACUCCUUUUUGGACCUCUUCAGGACAAGGGAUAACAUGCGAGGCCGGACCACAGUGGGCCUGGGGCUGGUGCUCUUCCAGCAACUAACAGGGCAGCCCAACGUGCUGUCCUAUGCCUCCACCAUCUUCCUGUCCGUUGGCUUCCAUGGGGGAUCUUCAGCCGUGCUGGCCUCCGUGGGGCUUGGUGCAGUGAAGGUGGCAGCUACCCUGAUCGCCAUGGGGCUGGUGGACCGCGCAGGCCGCAGGGCUCUGUUGCUAGCUGGCUGUGCCUUCAUGGCCCUGUCGAUCAGUGGUAUAGGCCUUGUCAGCUUUGCCGUGCCCAUGGACUCAGGCCCAAGCUGCCUGGCUGUGCCCAAUGCCACCGGGCAGACAAGCUUCCCUGGAGACCCUCAUCUGCUGCAAGGCUCCUCUCUACCUCCCAUGCCAAAAACCAAUGAGGACCAAAGGGAGCCAAUCUUGUUCGCUGCUAAGAAAACCAAGCCCCAUCCCAGAUCUGGAGCAACCCCUCCUCAGCCGGCCCUGAGCUCUGCCUUCCCUGGGCCCCCUCUGCCCGCCCCAGGGCAUGCACUGCUGCGCUGGACUGCACUGCUCUGCCUGAUGGUCUUUGUCAGUGCCUUCUCCUUUGGGUUUGGGCCAGUGACCUGGCUUGUCCUCAGCGAGAUCUACCCUGUGGAGAUACGAGGAAGAGCCUUUGCCUUCUGUAACAGCUUCAACUGGGCGGCCAACCUCUUGAUCAGCCUCUCCUUCCUCGAUCUCAUUGGCACCAUCGGCUUGUCCUGGACCUUUCUGCUCUACGGACUGACCGCUGUCCUCGGCCUGGGCUUCAUCUAUGUAUUUGUUCCUGAAACAAAGGGCCAGUCGUUGGCAGAGAUAGACCAGCAGUUCCAAAAGAGACGGUUUGCCCUGAGCUUUGGCCACAGGCAGAACUCCACUGGCAUCCAGUACAGCCGCAUCGAGGUCUCUGCGGCCUCCUGAGGAAUCCUUCUUCCUGGAAAUUCUGGAACCAUGGCUUUGGCGACCAUCUCCAGCGUCCUGCUUCCUAGCCCCCAGAGCACAAGUUCCACCUUGUCAUUUGGGAGUGCCCCGUACCCCAAAGGAGGUCUUUUUUUUUGCUGGGGCAAAAAGGAUUAAAGUCUGAGAAUGUCCAACUUUUCAUUUUGAGUCUCAGGCCCUGAGGGUUUCUGAAGAUCUAGCUUUGUGCCUCAGUUUCCCCAUUGACUUGCACAUAUCUGCAGUAUUUAUAAUAAGAAUAUUUUAUGGA